Molecule: messenger RNA, 2574 nt
Organism: Fusarium pseudograminearum CS3096
Lineage: Eukaryota; Fungi; Ascomycota; Sordariomycetes; Hypocreales; Nectriaceae
Exons: 5
Coding region: 1-2574 (857 amino acids)
Biological process (GO): vacuolar acidification; proton transmembrane transport
Cellular component (GO): fungal-type vacuole membrane; vacuolar proton-transporting V-type ATPase, V0 domain; vacuolar proton-transporting V-type ATPase complex
Molecular function (GO): proton-transporting ATPase activity, rotational mechanism; ATPase binding
Source: RefSeq, a predicted model, not a curated record
AUGGCUCCCAAACCCGACACUCCGUUCCGCUCUGCGGACAUGAGUAUGGUCCAACUCUAUGUUUCCAAUGAAAUCGGUCGCGAAGUUGUUACUGCGCUCGGAGAGCUUGGCCUCUGCCAGUUCCGCGAUCUCAACGAGAAUGUUAGCGCCUUCCAACGUACCUUCACUCAGGAGAUUCGACGUCUCGAUAAUGUUGAGCGACAGCUGCGAUACUUUUACGCGCAGAUGGACAAGAUCGGUAUCCCGCUCCGGAAGCUGGACCUCGACGUCGAAAGACUUGCAUCCCCAUCGACUUCCGAAAUCGACGAGCUUGCCGAGCGCAGCCAGAAAUUGGAGCAGCGUGUUUCCGCCCUUAACGAGAGUUACGAGACUUUGAAGAAGCGCGAGGGCGACCUGACCGAGUGGCGAUGGGUUCUUCGCGAGGCCGGCAGCUUCUUUGACCGCGCUCACGGCAAUGUUGAGGAGAUUCGCGCAUCUACAGACAACGACGAUGCUCCCCUGCUGUCCGACAUCGAGAACAACCAGAGUGGCGCCGACGCUGAUCGCUCCUUCUCCGGCAUGAACAUUGGCUUUGUUGCUGGAGUCAUUGCUAGAGACAGAGUUGCUUCUUUUGAGCGCAUCCUCUGGCGAACUCUGCGUGGCAACCUCUACAUGAACCAGUCUGAGAUUCCCGAGCCCUUGAUUGACCCUACCAACAACGAGGCCAUCAACAAGAACGUCUUCGUCAUCUUCGCUCACGGCAAGGAGAUUCUCAACAAGAUCCGCAAGAUCUCCGAGUCCAUGGGCGCCGACGUUUACAACGUUGAUGAGAACAGCGACCUCCGACGUGACCAGAUUCACGAGGUCAACAACCGUCUCGAGGAUGUUCAAAACGUUCUCCAGAACACCCAGGCCACUCUUCAGGCAGAGCUCAACCAGAUCUCUCAGUCGCUCUCGGCCUGGAUGGUUCUUGUCGCCAAGGAGAAGGCUGUGUAUAAUGCACUCAACAACUUCUCCUACGACAGCGCUCGACGAACUCUCAUCGCCGAGGCUUGGGUUCCCACCAACGAUCUUCCCUUGAUCAGGACGACACUCCAGGAGGUUACUAACAGGGCUGGUCUCUCCGUCCCUUCCAUUAUCAACAAGAUCCAAAGCAACAAGACGCCGCCAACUUACCUGAAGACCAACAAGUUCACUGAGGGUUUCCAGACCAUCGUCAACGCUUACGGUACCGCCACUUACCAAGAAGUCAACCCGGCCAUGCCCGUCUUUGUUACCUUCCCUUUCUUGUUCGCUGUCAUGUUUGGUGAUUUUGGCCACGCCAUCAUCAUGCUUUCAGCCGCCCUCGCUAUGAUUUACUGGGAAAAGUCACUCAAGAAGGUCAGCUUUGAGCUCUUUGCCAUGAUCUUCUACGGUCGUUACAUUGCCCUCGUCAUGGCUGUCUUUUCUGUCUUUACUGGUCUUGUCUACAACGAUGUCUUCUCCAUGUCCAUGACACUCUUCCCUAGCGCGUGGGAGUGGAAGAAGCCUGAUAAUUAUAGCAACACCACUUCUAUCAUUGCCACUCUGAACGACGAGGGAUACCGAUACCCCUUCGGUCUUGAUUAUGCUUGGCACGGUAGUGAGAACGACCUUCUAUUCAGCAACAGUUUGAAGAUGAAGAUGAGUAUCAUUCUGGGUUGGGCUCACAUGACUUACUCUCUCUGCUUCGCUUACAUCAACGCUCGCCACUUCAAGAAGCCCAUCGACAUCUGGGGUAACUUCAUCCCUGGUAUGAUUUUCUUCCAGUCUAUCUUCGGUUACCUUGUUCUCUGCAUUAUUUACAAGUGGUCCGUUGAUUGGAACGGUCUCAAGCUCAAUCCUCCCGGUCUAUUGAACAUGCUCAUCUACAUGUUCCUGCAACCCGGAACCAUCCCUGAGGGCCAAGAGCUCUACGCUGGACAAGGUUUUGUCCAGGUUGUUCUCUUGCUUCUGGCGUUCAUUCAGGUCCCCAUUCUCCUUUGCCUCAAGCCUUUCUACCUUCGAUGGGAGAACAACCGCGCACGCGCCAAGGGUUACCGUAGUAUAGGUGAAACUUCCCGGGUUAGUGCUUUGGACGGUGACGAAGAUGAGCCCAACGGCCACGGCAACAGCUUCGAUGAGGAUGGCGAGGGAGUUGCUAUGAUCUCUCAAAAUAUUGAUGAGGAACACGAGGAGUUUGAGUUCAGUGAAGUUAUGAUCCACCAGGUCAUCCACACCAUUGAGUUCUGUCUUAACUGUGUUUCCCACACUGCUUCUUACCUCCGUCUCUGGGCCCUGUCCCUUGCUCAUCAGCAGCUCAGCAUAGUGCUAUGGUCCAUGACCCUUGGUCCUGCUCUGAAGACGCCAGGCAUUAUGGGCGUCAUUAUGAUCGUUGUCUGCUUCACUAUGUGGUUCUUUUUGACCAUUGCUAUUCUCGUCUGUAUGGAGGGUACCAGUGCCAUGUUGCACUCCCUUCGUCUUGCUUGGGUCGAGUCGUUCUCCAAGUUUGCCGAGUUUGCGGGUUGGCCUUUUGCGCCUUUCUCGUUCAACACUCUGCUGGAAGAGUCGGAAGAGCUCAAGGACUACUUGGGUUAA